UCAGAGAUCAGCUGAACUUUGUGUGUCACAUUUCAUGCCAUUAUUUCGAGGUUUCAAGAUGUCUGCAGACAGAAUACAAAGAAUGAGAAGAGAGAAAGGAUUUGCAUGGAUCGGAUCAGCCAAAAGUAACGGGAAAGCAAAACGACGCUGUAAUAAACAUUAUGAAGGAUUCCAUCUUCCAGGAAUUGGUGUAAUCAAGGUGGGGGACCAUGUCCUUAUAGAAGGGGAGUCAGAUGAGAGUUUUGUGGCUCUUAUUGAAGACCUCUUUGAUAAUGGACAAGAGGAUACCGAUGACCCUCGUAGGGCCAAGGUCCAGUGGUAUAUGCGCCCCUCAGAAUUGCCCAAGACAAUUGCCCGGAAGCUGCCCUCAGCGCCCCUCUCCAGGGAGAUCUACAAAUACAACCAGUCUAAAGGAGCGUCUACAGAUGUGGAGAUCGAUGCAGAGACCAUUAUUGGAAAAUGUGUGGUUGAAACAGUAGAAAUUGACAGCGAUCUACCAGAUGAGAAGGAAAACCAAGGGAUACCAGUCCUUUAUGCUCGCUAUGGCAUCAAUGUAACCACUGUGACACCUCUUAUUGAACCUGAGAGUGAAGAAGAAGAAGAAGAGGAAGAGGAAGAAGAGGAGGACGAAGAAGAAGAAGAGGAGGACGAAGAAGAAGAGGAAGAGGACUCAGAAGAAGAAGAGGAGGAAGUGAAGAAAGUGGUCAAGAAGAGCUCUCAAAAAGUGAAUUUGAAGCCAGUCAAUAAAGGUCUUACACCUAGGAGGAAUCAAACCUUCACUGCGGACGAAGUAUGGGAUAUGUUUUCAUCUGAUGACGACAUGUCGCCAUGGAAACAAACAAAGAAGAGCCAUUCCAAGAAGCCUGCAGUAUCAACAAAGAAGGAAUCCUGGAAAGUUGGCAGUGUCAGUCGUUCGGGUGGUAGAAUAAAUCUCAUUGGAAUCAAACCUAAAGUUCUUGAGGGCUUGGAGAUGGAAGAGAAGAUGACUCGUGGAGGACGACUAAUAAAACCAACUCCCAAGAUGAGCGUUGCCAAGGAAACAAAAGCACAAAGCAAGUCAACAUCAAAGAAGCAACUGCCUACCACUCCCAUUCAGAAGUCCAAGGUGGUAAAGACACCAAAGACCGUUGGAGGUCGAGUUGGUCGACAUCCAAGGUUGAAUCAUUGAGGAAGACCCAGAGCUGUAUGAAGGAGAGCGUGAAGCAGAAAAAUAACGCAUCCACACUCAGGAGGAGGAAAUUGACAUAUUAUGAGGAGGAAGAUGA
Molecule: messenger RNA, 1265 nt
Organism: Strongylocentrotus purpuratus (purple sea urchin)
Lineage: Eukaryota; Metazoa; Echinodermata; Echinoidea; Camarodonta; Strongylocentrotidae
Product: myb-like protein V
Exons: 5
Coding region: 35-1168 (377 amino acids)
Molecular function (GO): chromatin binding
Source: RefSeq, a predicted model, not a curated record